AUGUCAGUGUCUUAAUUGUUAAUUAAAUUAUACCACCUAGUUGCAGAUCACAGUGAUAUCGCAUCCUUUCAGAACUUUGUCAAAUCGUAAAAUUUAAUUCAACAGCUUACCAUAAUCAUCGAACAUAUUUAAAAUAACAAAAUUAAAAAGGAUUACAAGGAAUUAGAAAAAUAAUUGUAGAAAUAUGAAUCCGAAGUCAGAGUGCAUAUAAGAGUAAAAUUUACUUAAAUAUCAUAUCAGGAAUCUUACCUCAUGAAUUAAAAGUACGAUGAAAUGAAAAAUUAAAUCAAAUAGUUAGAGUAAGACAGAGAUGAAUUAUUGCAGAAUACAAAAAAAACUCUGAAUGUACUAUUCAUUCGAUAUCUAGUUCUUAGAAACUAAAAAAAGAGAAUGAGGAACUAUAUUAAAAAGUAAAACUCUUGAAGGAAGAACUAAAUUUUUACAAACAAUUUGAAAUAUGUACUCAACAGUCAACCAAAAUUAGCAACACAAAAACUAUAGAAAAACAACACAAACUCAAGGACAAACGAUUUCAUACUAAUAUUACUCCUUAGAAAACUGUCAAUUCAUCUUUUGAUUAUUUAGUUAAUAAACGAUUAAGUUAGUAGAUCGUCCAAAGAAAGAAAAGUGUUUAAAAAUACAUGUCUAGCAAAAGAAAAUCUUGUGCAACUGAUUUAUCUAAAAGUAUGUGA
Molecule: messenger RNA, 692 nt
Organism: Paramecium octaurelia
Lineage: Eukaryota; Ciliophora; Oligohymenophorea; Peniculida; Parameciidae
Source: the annotation of a GenBank genome assembly